UUGGGUCCGAAGCAGCGUAAUCGCGCGGUGUGUAUUUUUAGUGCUGCUUGCCGCAACUAUCUUACACAUACAUAUGUAUAUAUGCAUCCUUAAUGCCACCGCUUCCGGCUUAUCAUCAUCUGUCGCUGAUCCAGCUGGAUGUGGACGUGUAAUACAUGUGCGACUCAUCAUCAUCCCAAGUCAGCUGGUUAACAUUUCCAACGCAUUACACAAAUCGGACUUGGAUCGGAAAAGUGCCGACUGGGCAGUUGGCUUAAAGUUGUGUGUUUGUUGUUGAGCGCGAUGGUGAUGAGAGAGGAUGUGCCGGUGUUGAAUGUUUAAUGCUGUUAAUGAUGCUGUCGAUGGAUCAGAUGGGACGGAUCCGGCAUUACAUGUAUCGUUGAUAAUUUAUGAGAGGAUAUCAAAAUGUCGUCGGAAACGAUGGAGUUUUUACCGUUGCGGCGGAAUUCUUCCCAGAGAAGUAUGGCCAUUGCCAACUAUUUCCGUAAACUGGGAUACGGGCAUAUUUUGUUGGGAUGUCUUGCAGUCAGCCUGCAAAUUGCCGUAACGGUGAUGGCCUGUUUAUACUAUGGAUUGUACGCUUGGAACUGGGAUGCCCCGACCCUAGCCAAGAGUUCCAUGGGCAUCUGCUCCGGCACCGUGGCCAUUAUCCUGGGCGCCCUGCAGAUCGAUGCCGGUGCCAUCCUCCGCAAAUCAUCCCGCGCCAACGUCGAUGACCGGUUCUGUGCCAUUAAAAUGCUGAACUGUUUGUCGGCACUGUUUGCUCUGCUGGUGCUGGGCAUAAGUGUGUACCUUUUGUACAUUCUCAUGCAGUGGCUGAAUGUGGAGGACGAAAUGUACCGGCGCUUUCAGAACGGUCCCGUGGCCGUGGGCGUGGUGCUCAAUAGUGCGCAGGGGUUGGUGGCCGUACUGGAAGUGGUGCUAUCCAUUCUUGGAGUGGCCAUGCGUGAUUUCUGAGGAACGGAAGAUGUGCGCGCAUCCUCUUGAAUCUUUAACAAGUUGUGAUCAAUGAUUUAUGAUACUCGCUAUACGUGGAUGCUUUAUUUUAAGACAGUGGUGAAUCUUGCGUUUGUACAAAGAAAA
Messenger RNA from Paramacrobiotus metropolitanus, 1083 nucleotides. RefSeq lists its product as uncharacterized. NCBI's taxonomy places the organism in Eukaryota, Metazoa, Tardigrada, Eutardigrada, Parachela, Macrobiotidae. The transcript is spliced from 2 exons. The record is from RefSeq and is a predicted model, not a curated record. The coding region runs from base 406 to 957 and encodes 183 amino acids.